Messenger RNA from Paramisgurnus dabryanus, 4016 nucleotides. RefSeq names its product cytosolic phospholipase A2 delta-like. The record is from RefSeq and is a predicted model, not a curated record. Gene Ontology annotation, cellular component: cytosol. Gene Ontology annotation, molecular function: calcium-dependent phospholipid binding; calcium ion binding. Gene Ontology annotation, biological process: glycerophospholipid catabolic process. Lineage: Eukaryota; Metazoa; Chordata; Actinopteri; Cypriniformes; Cobitidae.
UUCUUGUAUAUGUUGGCUUUGACACAUUAGUGUAGUCCUACUGAGAAGGCAAUCAUGCAGAAGGAGUUCAUGCCAUAUUGGAACCUCACUGUCACAGUGUUGAGAGCAAAAUUCAAUCAGUCACAUGACAUAUUGACGGAUUCUGACUGCUAUGUUGUCUUAAAAUUACCCACGGCCUGCACCUGCUCUCAUCGCACCAAGACCAUCACAAACAGCAAUGCACCAGAAUGGAACGAAACCUUCCAAUUCAGAUUACACAGUGGUGUCAAGAACAUUCUGGAACUCUACAUCUAUGAUGCUGACACCAUUACAAAAGAUGACUGCUGUUCUACCGUCCUGUUUGAUAUUAGUAACCUCACACUUGGACAAAAGAUGACAAAAUGCUUCAUUUCAGAUGAUCAGAAAAAUAAUGAGUUGUGGGUGGAGUUUAAUGUGACACCAAGCCUUGAGAGUCCUGUGCAGUACCUCUCUAAUGGAGUGUUGAUGGCAGCUCCGUUGUGUGCACUCGAAGUGAAAGCAGAUACACUAAGGACUAAUGUAAACAACCUUCUAUUAAAACUGAGAGGUGCAUUUAAAGAAGACUGUAUGCUGUCAGACUCUAUGUCCUACUACAUCAAUCAAGACCUGGAAACUGAAUUUAGUCUCAUGCCAUCACAGAAUGUAACAGACGUAGAUGGUGGAUCUGUCAACCAUGUAAACCCGCUGUCCACUGUCGCAAUAAAACCUGUACCAACUAAAAAAAAGAUCAAACUCUCUUUGCCUGUUGGAGAGGGUUCAGUACACCUGCAAGUAAAGACAGAACACCGCUCUAGUGAAGACAUGAAUGUACGCCUGGAUUUUGAUAUCCCAAACGAAGAAAAUAAUUUUAUGGUGAUGAGGAGGAAAGUUGUGUCACAAGCGCUACAGAAAGCUCUGAAACUCACCUCACCACCAGAACCCAGCAAGGUCCCAGUGGUGGCUGUGUUGUGUUCUGGAGGUGGGUCUCGGGCAAUGACGGCCACACAUGGAAGCCUUCGAGGUCUACAGAAGCUUCAAAUCCUUGAUGCUGUCAGCUACAUCACAGGAGUUUCUGGCUCCACCUGGGCAUUGGCCUCUCUUUAUGGUGAUGCUGACUGGUCAAGAUGUGAUAUGAACGUGACUAUAGAGUCUCUUAAAAAAGAGCUCUCUAAAAAUGUCUUAAGUUUGUUUUCUCCCGAGCAGCUGCGGCACUACAAAGAAAAAAUGGAAGAGAAAGCAAAACAAGGACAUUCUGUCUCUCUCAUUGACAUGUGGGGGCUGGCUAUAGAGUACCUCAUACAUGGGAAGAAAAAAAUGGUUAAUCUGUCUGACCAGCAAACGGCGCUGUUAAAGGGACAGAACCCUCUUCCAAUCUAUACAGCUAUAAACAUAAAGAAUGGCAAGAAAGGAAAUACAACAGAGGCUGAAUGGUGUGAAUUCACUCCAUAUGAAGUUGGAUUUCUCAGGUAUGGGGCGUUUAUACCUGCACAAAACUUUGGGAGUGAAUAUUAUCUUGGUCACCUGGUCAAGAAACUGCCUGAAAUUGGGAUGUCCUCACUAUUGGGAAUAUGGAGCAGUGUUUUCUCUUUAAAUCUGACUGAUAUUUGGUGUUUUGUCACUGGAGUUACUCCAUUCUGGGCCAACAAGAUAGGAGAAGGCGUCACACACACAGACACAGAUGGUAAAGCAUCAACGCUGGACACGGUCCAUGUCGGUCCCAUCACUGAACUGGCAAAAAGAUUAAGCGACUUUCUUACCAGCCGCCCCAUUAUCAGCCAAGCGUACAAUUUUCUGAGAGGUUUCCACCUGCACAAAAACUACACUGAAAACAGUGACUUCAUCGCAUGGAAGGAAAACCACCCAGAUGCUUUCCCAAACUCUCUCACACCGGCAGACUCCGCACUUGGCCUUGUAGACUCUGGUUUUAUGCUCAAUAUAGCAUUUCCUCCUGUACUACGCCCCAAGAGACGUGCAGAUGUUAUUUUGUCUCUGAACUACUCUUGGAAUGUGGACCACUUCAAGGCCCUGAAGCAAACUUAUGAGUACUGCAUUGAUCACAAGAUUCCAUUUCCAAGGAUUGAUUUAAAAAAGCUGGAUUCAGAGCCGAUUAAGGAAGUUCAUGUGUUUGAGGAUCAAGAAAAUCCAGAGGCUCCUGUAGUGCUUUACUUUCCUUUGGUCAACAUCACAUUCAAACAGUUUAAAGCUCCUGGAGUGAAGAGAGAGGGUAAGAUCGAAAUGAAGGAAGGUGAUUUUGAUAUCGACUUCACUAGUAACUCUUGUCCAUUUGCUACACACAACUUUACUUAUGGACCUGAGGACUUUAAGAAGUUGUCCGACCUCACCACCUACAACAUUGUAAACAACAAAGACAUCAUUCUAAACACCCUUAACAAAGCACUUAAGAAAAACAUGAAGUGAACCCAUAAGUUGCAAGCUGUUACCCACCUUUGUAGAUUUGAUUCCUAGAUUUGCUUCCUAGAUUUAAAGCAGAUUUAAAAUAUGUUGUGUUAAAUAUUGUAUUUUACCUUUUCAUUGUAGUUGAUAGUGUGAAUCAACUUAAUGUAUUUAUUUGAAUUUUGAUAAAAAAAAUCCUACAUAUCAUGAUGUGAUGUGAUAAAUAUAUAUAGUCAGAAAACCUAGCUGAGGACAAUUUAUCACCAAAUAAAACCUGAUUAUUGAAUUCAAUUAUAUUUAUAUUUUUCAAUAUUUUACUACAGUACAUCAACUAAGACAAAAGAAUAUACAUACCCAUCUUUUUCAAUGUGUACACUUAAUCUUUCGUGUCAUGAAUGUGUUAACAUUUAUUAUAAAACGGGCAGUUCUGAUUCUUCAUUCUGAUUGGUUGAAACGCGUUCUAAGCCGUGAUAAAAUACACCGGUAACCUCACGGUUCAGUAGGGAUGGGUACCGAAACCCGGUAUUAAACUUGCCCCGGGGCUAAAUUAUUAAAGACCGUAGUAUCAGUAAGAUCUGACCAGUGUUGGGAGUAACGCAUUACAAAUAUAAUAUAUUACAGUAAUAUAUUAGUUUUUGCUGUAACGCAGUAAUAUAACGCAUUACUAAUAAAAUGUUGGUAAUAUUUUACUCGUUACAGUCUUAGUAACGAGCGCGUUACAACAAUGCAUUUCAAAAAUAGACGUGUUAUUUAAUUUUUUUUAUUUUUGACCAAUGCGCGCGACCAGCAUCUACACAGGAAAAAGCUGCGGGUAAAAUAGUAAUGGCUGCGUCCCAAACAGCAUACUUCCAUACUAUAUAGUAGGCGAAAAGCACUACUUCUCGUACUCUUUGCCUACUAUAUAGUAUGGAAGUAGGCGGUUUGGGACGCAGCGUAUGUCUGUUUCCAGGUGCUGUAUGCAGCAUAUUCAUUUUUACUUUAAUUUUGUAUUUGAUGCGUUUCUUAAAGAGCCGAAUCUGGGAAGUCCGCGGCUGUAUAAGCAUUGACUAAAGUGGUCGCAAUCAGGUCCGGUAGCGCCGCAUACGCAAAAUUCUGCGAAUGAGAGCACUAAAUAAAAGCAACAGAAAUUUUCUAUCGGUCUCCUGUGCUGCUUGAACCUCAGAAGUAAAGAAACUUUUAGAAACUUGCCAGUAAAAUCCAUUUCACCACACCAGCAAUGACAAGGUCAGCUAACGUUGCUAUGGUUACAGUCCAUAUACAUAAUAGAUUGCUAGGUUAUUCCUAUGCUAUCUACAGUUUUAUUACAAAAAGCAACCUAAACUACAACAUAACAUAAAUGUAGACUUUAACAUGGUUAUCUAAAUAGAACAUUUAAACAUCACUGUUUAAAGUUUUACCAGCCUUUGUAUGGGAGCCUAUAUUCAUUGUUUGGCAAAAAGCAGUGUUCCUCUGUUUGUCUAUGUUGUAUUAAGCAGUUAUAUGUCAGCCUACAUGUAAUCCUUAUAUUGUACUGAAAUGAGCUGUAUUCCUUGAGGCCUGAUCCUCCCAAUAGCACUUUUUGAUAAGUUGUGUCAACCCAACAGGGACGUGCACAGACAUUUUGAGGGGCAGGGGCUCAAGUGAAA